Homalodisca vitripennis (glassy-winged sharpshooter) is the source of this 429-nucleotide messenger RNA. RefSeq lists its product as uncharacterized. The record is from RefSeq and is a predicted model, not a curated record. The transcript has 3 exons. Lineage: Eukaryota; Metazoa; Arthropoda; Insecta; Hemiptera; Cicadellidae. The coding region runs from base 1 to 321 and encodes 106 amino acids.
AUGGCACUCCAAACAAUCCUGAGUCUUGUCUACUGUCAGUCUUCUCUGGGCCGUGAUGGCCACGACGUCGUAUGCUGCCGGGAUACUGCUGCUACUGACGCUGAGUUGUGUGCAGGCCCAGAACACCUUACAUUCAAACAGUUUUUCCCUCUCGGUUGCGAAUUUUUUUAUCGAUUCAAGCAAGAGACCUCCUUGCGUCUUCAUCAACAACUACUGCGGCAAGGUAGUUCCUGGGACCGGGAUGAAGAAGAAAUGUUGCGGAAAUCUCGUCUGCUACAGAAGCAAAUGUCGCAGACGGACCUGUUGUUAACAGUUACUUAAAUAAAGACGUGUUAUACUUCAAGACUGAAAGCUGCUAUGUACAGAUAGAUGAUGCAAAAUUAUCUGUCUAAUGAUUGAGUAUACUGUAGUAAAUUGCUUUCCAUUAUA